Molecule: messenger RNA, 1369 nt
Organism: Chara braunii
Lineage: Eukaryota; Viridiplantae; Streptophyta; Charophyceae; Charales; Characeae
Source: the annotation of a GenBank genome assembly
GUUUUUUUUUGGACGACAUGGUUUCUAACGAAGAAUUACGAAGUGGUGCGGCUGAAUGGUUGCUGACCAUAGAAGGAGGCGGCCGCCGGUUGCAGGAGGUUGUGGAUAGUUUGUGUUCGAGCCAUGGUCAUCAGUUAGGGGCUGCAGGGGGGACAGUCACACUACAGCCAUGGCUGGAGGACAUGAUGCAGAGUAUGCUUGAAGUCAUUUGGGAGUUGGAGGAGGGGCCGGCUCCUUCGCUUGAUGACUUUGUGGAUUGCCAUCAAGCUGGCCCGCGCAUGCACAGGUGCUACGACAUCUUUAGGAGCGGCCAGGAUCGCUGUGCAGCCUUGGAGGCGAGAUUGUCGCCUGCGACAAUGAAUGGAGAGAGCAGAGGCAACAACAGCUUCAGCAUCAACAUCGAUUGUAACAACUGCAACGACAACGACAUCAUCGACAGAGGUGGUGGUGGUAACAACAGCGACGACAACGUCAACAAUAACAAUGAUAGAAACAUCAUCAACAACAACAACAAUAACAACAACAACAACCUCACGAUUGUCAACUAUAGCUUUCUUGGUGUCAUGAAAGACAACUGUGGAGACGACAUCGUUAGCAAAGGGAUUGACGUUGGAGGUGGUGAGAACAUCAAUGAAAACGGCGACAAUAGCGACAAUAAUAACUUCAACAUCUUCAACAACAACAACAACAACAUCAACAAACAUCUCAAGAAUAUGAACCACAGUUUUAUUGUUGACGACAACUGCGGAGACGAAAUCGACAGCAAAGGGAUCGACGACAAUAACUGUGGAGAUGAAAUUGACUGUCAAAAGAUCGACGAUAAUAACGGCGCUAUUGGGAUCGGCGGCACUGCUGGCAACAAUAGCACCGACAGGAUUAACAGCAACAAUAACUACGGUUAUGGCGAUGAGGCCAAGGAUGUUAAGGACAAUUUGGAGAUCGAUCGCGGGUGCAGGGGGAUGCCCAGAGUUGUUGGUUGGCAGCGGAUGGGCGUGGGUUAGUCGGCGGGGAGUGGAGUUGUCCAGUCCGCAACUCCAAUCAGGCAGGGGUGGUGGCCCCUCUGGUGGCAGGGGGAAUGUUUAGGGUUUUUUCCUGUUUUUGACAUCCCUGGCUUGUGUUUGAUAAUUACUAUACUAUGUUUGAUGAUUGUUUCCCAGGAUAGUUUGCUGAGGAGACUUGUCAUUACGGUUAGGGUUGGGGUUGUCGGGAAAUGAUUGUGGUUUCUGACUCUGUUGUGAUCCCCCCCCCCCUUGUUCGCUGAUGAACAGUCUACCUAUCGGUGGAUGGGUGGAGCAUGGUAGGGUAAGGAAGGCACGGCCUAUGAGCAGUUAAUCCCCUCUUACGAGGGCAAUCAAUGCUGGUCAUCAUC